Molecule: messenger RNA, 1827 nt
Organism: Dovyalis caffra
Lineage: Eukaryota; Viridiplantae; Streptophyta; Magnoliopsida; Malpighiales; Salicaceae
Source: the annotation of a GenBank genome assembly
AUGGCCACCGACAUGAAACUCGAGAAACCUGAGACUGUCAUGACAGAAUUGGAGUCAACCCCUGUUGUUGCCAAACCAGUUGAUAACAACGCGGCUUCUGUAAAAGAUGGAAUCCCAUCUGAUUCAACUCCCACCAUUUUGUCAUCUGGGAAUGGCGCUUCUGACACCAAAGUUAAUGGCAGUGCUGCAUCUACCACCGAAAGUGAGGUUGAUCAAGAGCCACAUGCUGCUGCCUAUGCCCCCCUACUAGUAGUUAUAGUUAUCAAUACCCAGAUACGUGAAGUAGUGUAUUUGGUACUCUUUUGGGCAUUUGUUGAAACUGAAAGCUAUGGUGGGUCCUACGCACAAUUGGAUGAUCAUGGUUAUUAUCAAGCAGAUGGUUCUCAUACAGGUAUGCAAUCAGAUAAUGGUUCGAUGGUUUAUUAUUGGCCUGGCUAUCCAUAUGCUUCAGGGGCUGUUGUUGGUGUUGAUGGGCAAAGUGUUGCCCAACAGACAUAUUUUUCUUCCUCUGGAUAUCUACAGCAUCCUGUGUCCUAUGGAUUAGAAUCCGUGCCUUGUUAUUCAUGGGAUUCAACAUAUGCUGGCGAUGUCUCGAAUGGAAAUGCUGGGUUUGAAAAUGGAAAAGGUGGCUCAGGUUCCACUGCUUUUUCCAAGACAAAUGGCUUCAACUCUGUAAAAUCUAAUGGCAACUUUGGCAGCAAAUUUUCCAAGCCUACGUAUACACAACCUGCCAGACCUAUGACCAAGGCUUCUCCUCUGGGCUCAGAUUUUUCAGCAGGCCAUUUUAAGGGAUACCAACCGAUGGGAAAGUUUCCUUCUUUUACUGGCCAAAAACAAGUUCCAUUCUCACACAAUGGUCCAUUGAACUACAGGCAAAAUGGAAGAAUGUGGACUGGGAAUUACAGAAACAAACCAAGAGAAAGAUUCAAUAGAAAUGGUGAUUUUGAAAACCAAACUGAAUUAACUCGUGGUCCUAGGGCAUCCAACAAAAAUGCUCCAUUGGACGCCUCGGUCAAGAAUGACAAGUUGGGAUUCCCAUUGCGUAAAGAUAAAUAUAACUUACCAGAUUUUGAAACUGAGUAUUCUAAAGCUAAGUUUUUUGUUAUCAAAUCUUACAAUGAAGAUGACAUUCACAAGAGCAUUAAAUAUGAUGUAUGGGCUAGCACUCCAAAUGGAAAUAAGAAGCUAGAUGCUGCAUUCCACAAUGCAGAAGAGGUUUCAAGUGAGACUGGCGCCAAAUGUCCAAUUUUCCUCUUUUUUUCAGUAAAUGGAAGUGGACAGUUUGUUGGCUUGGCUGAGAUGGUUGGUCAACUAGACUUUAAUAAAGACAUGGAUUUUUGGAAAAUUGACAAGUGGAACGGUUUCUUCCCAGUUAAGUGGCAUGUAAUAAAAGACAUUCCUAAUGGUCAGCUGCGGCAUAUUGUGCUUGAAAAUAAUGAUGGGCAUUCUGUAACUUUCAGCCGGGACACUCAAGAGAUUGAACUCAAGCAAGGUUUGGAAAUGCUUAAUAUUUUCAAGAGUUAUUCUGCAAAAACAUCUCUGUUAGAUGACUUCAACUUCUAUGAAAAUCGAGAGAAGUCUCUUAAUACCAAAAAGAGCAACAAGCCUGCGACUCUGCGAAUGGAAAUAUUUGAGAACAGUGAUUUUCCUAAACAUUCAACAGCCGAAGACGAUAUAUAUGAAGAUGAUUCAAGGAUGAAGAAAACUACUAAUCCCUCAUCUCUGAUCAAUUUAACUAAAAAUCUCUCACUCGAUGGUCACAACCAGAAGAGUAACUCUGUAAAGAAGCCGAUUGGAAUUUCAGCGCCUCCUGUUCCUGCACCAUAG